This is a messenger RNA of Pelagomonas calceolata, 1342 nucleotides long. NCBI's taxonomy places the organism in Eukaryota, Pelagophyceae, Pelagomonadales, Pelagomonadaceae. The record is from the annotation of a GenBank genome assembly.
CCUUUGCUUACGCGUGCUGAUUGCAACGCUAGCAAUACCCUUUUCGCGCAAUAGAACUGCGUUGCAAGAUCGCCGUUCGCGCAAGAGACCUGCAGCAAAAAUGGCAUUGACGCUGGUCACCUACCCUGGCAACUUUAGGGCAUUCAAGGCCUUGAUCGCCGCCGAGUACGCUGGCGUGGAGAUCGCCGUGAAGGAUGUGGACGCCAAGGCCGCCGCAAAAUUGAGCCCGACGGGCAAGGUGCCCGUGCUCGAGACGCCGCAGGGCACCAUCUUCGAGUCGAACGCCAUCGCGCGCUACGUCGCGCGGCUGCGCAGCGACGCGGAUUUGUAUGGACGCACGUUCUACGAGUCGGCGGUCGUCGACAGCUGGAUCGACUUCUGCGCGCACGAGCUCGAGCUGCCCUGCACGCUCUGGGUCUACCCCAUCAUCGGCUACAUGCCCUUCUCGGGGCCGGCCUACGGCAAGGCCAAGGCCCACGUAUCGCAAGCUUUGAAGACGUUGGACGCGCACUUACUGGAUAAGACCUACAUGGUGGGCGAGGCCAUGACGCUCGCGGACAUCACGAUCGCGUCGGCGCUCGUGUACCCGGCGAAGCUCGCCAUGGACCCGAAAUUCCGGGCCCAGUUCCCGAACGUCUUCCGCUGGUUCGACUUAUGUGUCCACCAGCCGCAGUUCGUCGCGGUCAUCGGCGACGUUGCGUUAGCGGAGUCGGAGAUGAAGCCGGAAGGUGCUUCCAGUGCCCCUCAGGGUGGCAAGAAGGAGGCAAAGAAGGAAAAAGCGCCCAAGAAGGAGAAGGCGAAGAAGGAGAAGGCCGCCGCGCCGCCGCCGGCCCCGGCUCCCAAAAAAGUCGAGCACCCGCUCAAAAUCCUGGACAAGAAGAGCCCGUCGCCGCUCAACGGCGACGAGUGGAAGCGGACCUACAAGAACAACCCGCCCGAGGUCUGGAAGCAGAAGUUCUGGGAGAUGUUCGACCCGAAAGGAUGGGCGCUCUGGGUCUGCCGCUUCAAGUACAACCACGAGAACGAGAAGCAGUUCAUGUGCGCGAACGCCAUCGGCGGCUUCGUGCAACGGUCCGACGCGAUGCGCAAGUGGGCCUUCGGCACCAUGUUCGUGACCGGCUCGGAAGCGUGCUUGCCGAUCGAGAUCUCGGGCUGCUGGUUGAUGCGCGGCGACACGGUCGAGAACCUCACGGAGGCGAACGACGACGCGCUGUGCUACACGUGGACGAAGAUCGACCACACCUCUGCUGCUGGUAGGGCUUUGGUGGAGGAGUACUGGACGGCCGACGUCGACGGCUUCCUCGAGGGCAAGCUCGUGACGGACGGGAAGCUGUUCCUCUAG